CACAAAAAUUAUUAAAAAUGUCGCGAUACGAAGCGCAAAUGUGCUCGGACUCAGCGCCGUUUUAUAACAGUGAAACCAGUUACUACAAUAGCAUGCGACUUAUGGACAUGCCUUCAAUGGAUCAUACUUGGAGUACAUCCUAUUGCACUGAAAACAAUAAUCAAGACUGUUGUCAAAUAAAUGGAGCAUGUUUAAAUAAUAAUCUUGUAACAAGUCACUUUUAUCGAUCACCCAGUUACUGUCCAGGAUCUUCAUCUGAAAUAGAAGAUGUGGAAAAACAUUUCCAUGAUGGCUUGUUUACACAUGCACCAGUUAAAACUAUUCCCAUGCCUGCUGUUCGGGUUAUAAAAAAGCGCAACACAGCAAAUAAAAAGGAAAGACGAAGAACACAAAGCAUCAAUAAUGCAUUUUCUUGUUUACGUGAGAAGAUACCGAAUGUACCAUCCGAUACUAAAUUAUCUAAGAUAAAAACUCUAAAACUUGCUAUAUUAUACAUAAAAUAUUUAGUUGAAGUUUUGGAUGGUGAUCAGGAUCCUAAAACUGGAUUUCGAGCAGAUCUUAAGCCAUUGCACCGAAAAAAUUCCAAUGAAAAAAGAGCAUAUUUAAAAAAUGAUAUAAAGAACAUUUAUCGACCGAACAAAGGACGCACAGGAUGGCCACAAGAUGUUUGGGCGUCUGAACUAAUUCCUGAGCAAGAAUAAUUGGUUCUAAUCAUAAAAACAAUUUUAAAAAUUCAAUGUAUGUAUUUAAUAUACUCCACUCUUUAAAUAUCGAAUAGUAGGAGCAAAUUAUAUGAAGAUGGCAUUGCCAUACAUAAACCCGUCGUAUUUGUAGCGAAACUGAAACUGAAGCUGAAGAGAAAGCUGAUAUUGAACCAAAAAUACAUACCCAUCAAUUCAUGACUGUACGUAUAAACAAUCUGAAUCAAUCAUAAAAAAAUGUUUGUAUGAUGUAUGGA
Molecule: messenger RNA, 958 nt
Organism: Teleopsis dalmanni
Lineage: Eukaryota; Metazoa; Arthropoda; Insecta; Diptera; Diopsidae
Gene: Hand
Product: heart- and neural crest derivatives-expressed protein 2
Exons: 5
Coding region: 18-701 (227 amino acids)
Biological process (GO): regulation of transcription by RNA polymerase II; developmental process
Molecular function (GO): protein dimerization activity; RNA polymerase II transcription regulatory region sequence-specific DNA binding; DNA-binding transcription factor activity, RNA polymerase II-specific
Source: RefSeq, a predicted model, not a curated record